Molecule: messenger RNA, 1080 nt
Organism: Metarhizium acridum CQMa 102
Lineage: Eukaryota; Fungi; Ascomycota; Sordariomycetes; Hypocreales; Clavicipitaceae
Source: RefSeq, a predicted model, not a curated record
AUGGCGGCUCCUGAGGUUCAUCACUUGUUCCAUAACCCCAUUGCGGACCACUCGUUCUCGGCUGACCAUGGCACGCUGGCUGUGGCCCGAGACUCGUAUGUCGAGCUGUACGGCAGAGUGGGAAACGCAUUCAAGCUCAAGGAUGAGCUGAAGGGCCACGAUAAGACGGUCACUAGUGUAGACAUCGCUCCUCAUAGCGGUCGCAUUAGGAUAGACCGAAACGCGUUGGUUUGGGAGCCAUCUCCCACAGGGUACAAACCUACUCUCGUGCUUCUCCGAAUCAGUCGAGCCGCUACUUUUGUUCGAUGGUCCCCGUCUGAAACCAAGUUCGCCGUUGGGUCCGGUGACCGGGUCAUCGCCAUCUGCUACUUCGAAGAGGAGAAUGACUGGUGGGUAUCCAAGCACCUGAAGAAGCCCAUUCGCAGCACCAUAACGAGUGUUGCGUGGCACCCAAACUCGGUGCUCCUUGCCGCCGGUUCAACCGAUGCCCAUGCCAGAGUCUUCUCUAGCUUUAUCAAAGGGGUCGACGCGAAACCUGAACCCAGUGUCUGGGGUGAGAGACUUCCUUUCAACACCGUUUGCGGAGAGUUCUUGAACAACUCUGCUGGUUGGGUUCACUCUGUUGCCUUCUCCCCAAGCGGUGACAGCCUUGCUUUUGCCGCUCACGACAGUAGUGUUACUGUUGUCUAUCCCUCUGGCCCUGAACAGCCGCCCCGCGCCAUUCUCACCGUCUCGACACAGCUUUUGCCAUUCAAGAGCUUGAUCUGGAAGAACGAAGAUGAAAUAAUCGCAGCCGGUUACGACUGCGAGGCUUUCCGCUUCAAGGGUGGCGAAUCAGGCUGGCAGCUUGCGGGUCCUGUUGAGCCCAAGGGUCGUGAUGCCGGAGCUCAGCGUGAGGAGUCUGCUCUCAACAUGUUCAGACAGAUGGACCUCAAGGGCAAAGUUAAGGAUGAUACGCAGCUGAAAACCAUCCACCAGAACACGAUUACUACCCUCCGUCCGUUUGAGUCUUCUGGUGGCCAAGUCACCAAGUUCAGUUCAAGCGGUGUCGAUGGACGUAUCGUGAUUUGGAAUGCCUAA